Molecule: messenger RNA, 576 nt
Organism: Lachnellula hyalina
Lineage: Eukaryota; Fungi; Ascomycota; Leotiomycetes; Helotiales; Lachnaceae
Gene: pym1
Product: Partner of Y14 and mago
Exons: 1
Coding region: 1-576 (191 amino acids)
Biological process (GO): exon-exon junction complex disassembly
Cellular component (GO): exon-exon junction complex; cytoplasm
Molecular function (GO): RNA binding
Source: RefSeq, a predicted model, not a curated record
AUGCCUUCAGUACCUACACCCUCCAAAGCCGGCAUAAUCGAAACUACAUCCGGCGAGCGUCAUAUCCCAUCCUCCACACGACCCGACGGAUCCCAACGCAAGGAAAUAAAAAUCAAGCCGGGUUACAAGCCCCCAGAGGAUGUCGAAGUCUAUAAGAACCGUAUAGCAGAUGGGUGGAAGAAGCGGGGCACCGGUGGAGUCCCUGGCGCUGAAGGAUUGAAGGAAAAUACAGACGAUGGAUCUGCUGCAAGUAAUAAGAAUGCAAAGAGGAGAGAAGCAAGGAAGAAAGCCAAGGCUGCGGAAGAAGGAGGCGACGGGAAGCUAGCUACCAAUGGAUCUGCGAAAGAGCCUGCGAAGGAAGAGGAGGUAGCGGAUCCGGAGGUGGAGAAGGAGAAAAAGGCGAGGAAUCUCAAGAAGAAGCUGAAGCAGGCCAGGGACUUGAAAGAGAAGAAAGAGGGGGGAGGUGCGCUAUUGCCUGAGCAGUUUGCCAAAGUCAUCAAGAUCAACGAAUUGAUUCGGGGACUGGAUGCAUUGGGCUUUGAUGCGGAAGGAGAACCGAAGUCUAAAGGAGAGUAG